Mya arenaria is the source of this 3028-nucleotide messenger RNA. RefSeq lists its product as uncharacterized. Gene Ontology annotation, molecular function: signaling adaptor activity. The transcript has 15 exons. Lineage: Eukaryota; Metazoa; Mollusca; Bivalvia; Myida; Myidae. Bases 319 to 2421 code for a protein of 700 amino acids. The record is from RefSeq and is a predicted model, not a curated record.
GAUAAUUCAACUGAAUCGUUCUAAACUUCCGCGUUUCAUUUUACUUCAUUUUUUGUUAAGACAUCAUCGGAUUUGAGUUUCAUCAUGAAUAAUCUCAUAAAUGGAUAAGGCUAUAUUAUUUUGAUAAUAAAGGGGUUAUGGUUUGUUUUAGGAUAGAGAUGUCACCCAGAGUCUCGGCAUGUGAGUAGGUGUCCUUGGCCGAAAGAAAGUUGCUGCGGAACGUGCAUUUAUACUGACGAGCAAUAUAAACAUAACACCACAAGGUUUUGAAAGGAGCAACAAUAAAACAGAAGUACUGUCAGCAGUUUUUGAAUAACGAUGUCGAUAAAAUCUGGUGUGCCGAGGGGGACACUGGUGGAGAGACGGAGACAGCCGUUAUGUGAGGGUUGGGUGGAACACAGGGCACACACUAAGAGAGGCGUACGUUACCGGAAGUUGUAUAUGCUGCUCGAGCAGAACGUGAUCUGCACCUUCGAGAGGACGCCGCCCGGUAACCAGAAUCAACUUUGGAACUUGACGUUAGACAAAAGCACGACUUUCAAAUACCGAGGUCCCACUAAGGAUCACAGCGGCUACAAGUUCGAUCUAUUCGCUGGCGGACGCAACAAUACGUUUAAGACUGUCCGUCUGUCUGAGUUGGAGCAAUGGCGUGGAUACAUCAUUGGAAUUGUAACGCGAACUGUUCCUGUCGACCUGGAUCUGCUAGAGGACCAGAUUCGGCGGAUCGUGGUAAACGUGCGCGGUUACAACAGUGAAUCGGAUAGCGGUUAUAUCCCCGACAGGCCUGGACCGGGUGGUGGGUCGACGCGCACGGAAGUUUUCGCUCACAAUCGCAGCAUAGGGUCUGGUGAUUCCGGCAAAGGGAACAGCCUGAAGCUGGACAACAACGGACAGGUGGUUCACAGGUUCCACGCAGACAAAUUUGGGGAACAGACCCCGCCCAGCUGGUUUGUGACUCGCUGCUCAAGGGCAAUGGCCGAGACAGUGUUGCGGGCGGCUGAGCGGCUCGGAUACGGCAACACGCUGAUGAGGGAGAGCACCACGCACAUGAACAACGGAAGUUAUGCCAUCUCCAAACUCGUCAGGCACAAACGAACUAACGAUGUGCAGUUUGACCACUACGAAGUUAUACGGGUUGCCGGCGGCUACAAACUUAACGUUGAAAAUGAGCACGAGCCGAUGACGUGCCUGACAGAAGUGACGCACUACUUCCAACGCAUGUUCGGGCUGGACACAGAGCUGCUCACGACAAAUGACCGUCGGCAGCUGCAGGUGGAGGCCCAAGGGGAGCCCAGCUACGUCGACCGCUUCAGGCAGCACGAUCAUGGCGAACCCGAGCCAGACGGCCGCUGGGUUCCCUCGCCGAUGCCGCACAUGCAACACUCCUUGUCGGCGCCUGGCUACGUGAACCAGGAGAUAGAGCGAGAGGUGAAGGAUGCGCAGACACUAACAGGUGACCGCUGCGUUCCCUCACCGAUGCCGCACAUGCAACACUCCUUGUCGGCGCCUGGGUACGUGAACCAGGAGAAUGAGCGGGAGGUGAAGGAGGCGCGGACACUCCCGGUCGCCCCUCCCCCGCCCCGCGACCCCAUCGUGAAGGGUCGACCGCCUGCAUCGGCAGCACCGCAUACACCAGCCUCCCCUCGGGACGACAAACGCUCCCAGCUAGAACAGAGCCUAGCUAAUGUUACGCUCCGUAAAACUGGAUUUAAACCCACUUUGUCAGCAAGCCCACAACAACAACAACAACAACAACAACAACAACAACAACAGGCGUACAGACUAAACUUUUCUAAAUCAGUGCAUUCAGGGAUCAAAUCUCCUGACUCACCGAAUAAGAUCCCAGUAUCACAAACAAAUGUGACUAAGAGAAACGUCCCGCAGACUCACAAAGUGACUAACGUAGGUGUGCCUAGCGUCUCUUUCUCAACUGAUAAUGGAGAUUCCGGUGAAGACGGCCGGGCCAGUGGUGGAGUUAGCACGUUACUUGAAAGGUUCGAGAUGAAUGGCAAACCGCAGUCCUCGGGCGGCAAAAAACCUGUGGUCAAGAAAGACAAGAAGGUGCAGUUUCAACAACAGGAGCAGAGGUCUGUGGACAUUCCCAUGACCGGAAGUGUAGGUCGAUUGCACGAGCGGCGGCAGAGAGAGCCUGCCAUGUCUGCUCAGAAUAUCAAGCAGAGACUUGAAGGUCUCAACCCCGAGUUUAAGAGCAGGUUGGAGAACAUGAUCGGCGGAGCGCACACGGUGGCCGCGCCCCACAACUCCCGUCCGUCCAUACAGAACCAGAUCGCUUCCUCGGGGGCCGCCUCCCCGGUACGCUCGCUGCCGCCUACCCCACACGACGAACCAGAUGACCACAUCUACGAGGCGCUGCCAGACGAGGUCAUAUAUUACAACGACUCCGGUCACGGCAGCAUGUGAGCCCACGUGACAUAGACUGACUGAUUGGUAGACGUCACGCUUAAUCCACAACACAGGAAGACAUUGACAGACGCCCAUCACAAACAGUCGCCAACUAACACAGUUACAAAGCUUCAUAAUACCUUACUCAAACAAUAUGCAAGAGGUGAAGCACCAUUUAGAAGGAAAAAAAUCAGUUUGUACAAAGCCAUGAUAUAUAUUCCAUGGCAGUGGCAGAACAAACAGUUUUCAAACAAUUGGUCAGUAAUGUUUUUAUUGUGAUGAAAGUGCUGUUGUUGUUUAGCAUUUUGUAAACGAAAAAAUGGCCAUAUACUGUUCAGAAAAUACAAAAGUGUGUCUCAUGCAUGGCACAUUUCUUACGGUUUGUGCUAAUCUUGUCAUUUAUUUCCUCUAACAGUAGCAUUCGUCAUUCAACUUGUACGAAAGUACGAUAGCAAUCGAUGUCCUUCAAUUAAAUGCAUCCAUGCAUGAAUGUCGCAUUUCUUACCAACUUUAUAAAGCGUUUGUGACAUAUUGUUGUAAAUAGCUAAUUCAUUUGAUGUUUCAUUUACAGUUUUCAGAUAUUAAUAAACACUUAUUUAUUCUUUAAUUAAAAUACUAAAAGUGC